ACAGGCCUGGUUGCCGUGCUCGGCCAUGGAGCCGCGGGGCUUCCCGCCGCUUCUGUUGGUGCUCCUGAGCUGCUGCGCUUCAGCGAGCACCCAGGCCGUGGCCACUCCGGCUGUGGCCACCCCAGCCAUGACGCAGGAGGACCUCAACUCCACCGAGGCUACCCCAGACAUGACGCAGGAGGAUCUCAACUCCACCGAGGCCACCACCCCAGACGUGACGAAGGAGGACCUCAACUCCACCGAGGCCACCACCCCAGACGUGACGAAGGAGGACCUCAACUCCACCGAGGCCACCACCCCAGACGUGACGAAGGAGGACCUCAACUCCACCGAGGCCACCACCCCAGACGUGACGAAGGAGGACCUCAACUCCACCACUCCAGCCACUCUCAGAACCUCCGGGUCGCCUAGGACCCCGAGUACUCCCGGGGCCCCGGAGCUUUCUGGCCCCAGGCCCACCCCGGUCACGGACGUUGCUGCUCUGUGUGUCUGUGACCUGCUUCCAGCACAGUGUGAUGUCAACUGCUGUUGUGACCCUGACUGCAGCCCCACAGAUUUCAGCGUCUUCUCUGCCUGCUCAGUCCCAGUUGUCACGGGUGAUAGACAGUUUUGUAGUCGGAAGGCAGCUGUCUACUCAAUGAAUUUGACAGCAGACCCUCCUCACCGGGUCUUUAAACUCAUUGACCAGAUCAACCCUUCCAUCUUCUGCAUCCACAUUUCAAACUACAAGCCUGCUCUGUCCUUUGCUAAUCCGGAAGUGCCUAAUGAAGACAAUUUCGACAGACUGACACAAGCAUCGGGUGGCUUUACGCUGAGUGCCACAUCCGACGGUCCUUCUACAGCCACCUCAGAUGCCCCACAGCCCACUAAAUACGAGUACGGAGUUCCUCUGCAGACUGCAGGCACAUCUUCAGGUUCAUUUCUUAGACUGCCUUCGCCUCUCACGUCAUCUCUGUGCACAGAUGAGAACCCUGCAGCAUUCCUGGUGAGCCAGGCCUUCGAAUGCAGCAGAAGGGUGGACAUAGAAGAGUGUGAACGAAUGGAAGCCCUCAGCAUGGCUCAUUACAGCAGCCCUGCCAUCCUGAGGGUGCCUAAUUCAACGACACAGGUCUCCAUCAAGAUCCAGUCUCUCCUGUAUCGGUCUCUCAAUCACACGCUGACCCGGUUAGAAGGCCAUGGCGUCCUGCGGCCAUCUUUGGUCAGCACUGGGCAAGACAGACUCUGCAGCAAUGUUGUUCUCGAGGUGAAGUACAGCCUGCUGUACACAGCCACAGGCCAGAUACAGGAAGCAGGCCUCUCCCUUGUAUUGGGGGCACUCAGCAACACAGUGGCUCUCCUGCAGCAGAAGUUUGAGAUUCACUUUAUUCAGCACGGCACCAAGCCUGUUCCUCGCAGCGGCAACCCUGGUUACAGGGUGGGACUCCCGCUGGCCGCUGGCUUUCAGCCUCAGAAGGGGUCUGGGAUUAUUCAGACAACAAACAGACAAGAACAGUUUACCAUUCUUCAUAGCACAGGCAAGCAGGACUGCCUUGCCAGUGAGGGGCUCCGGGACCCCGUGUUGUUUGGCUACAAUGUACAAUCUGGCUGUCAACUCAGAUUGACAGGCACCAUCCCCUGUGAGCUGCUGGCACAGAAGAUUCAGGGCCUACUGAGAGGCCAGGCCUUCCCUGACUAUGUGGCUGCAUUUGGGAAUUCCCGGGCCCAGGAUGUGCAGGACUGGGUGCCUGUGCAUUAUGUCACCCACUCCUCCAACAUGAAGGGCCCUUGCCAGCUCCCUGUGGCUUUGGGUAUAGAAGUGAAAUGGACUAAGUAUGGGUCUCUGCUGAACCCCCAAGCCAGGAUAGUAAACGUCACUGCCAAGCUCAUCUCCAUUCCAGAGCCCCUCCCAGGGCCUGAGAGGACGAUUGUCAUUUCCACUGCAGUGACAUUUGUGGACGUGUCAGCCCCUGCAGAGGCAGGCUUCCGAGCCCCGCCCACCAUCAAUGCCAGGCUGCCCUUCAGCUUCUUCUUCCCCUUUGUGUGAUACAAGUGGACCUGAAGGAAUGCCAAAGGGCAGCAGCCAUGAUACAAACCAGGUAUGAGAUCGCGGGCAUCUGGUGACUAUUGCCACCUUGGUAGCGACCACAGAGCCCAGACCCCCACCCCCAUGCAGUCUAGGAACACAGGAGACACACCAUUGAUGAUCCGGGCCACCCGCCAGAGCCGCAGCAGGAUCAGCAGGCCAAGAGCUUCAAACUGGUGCUUCUUAAACAGGAGGACGAGGUCGAGGACGAACGACACCACCACCACAAUGGCAUCCAGGAUCUCAAACUUAUGGUGGAAGAACUCCAAGCGGAAGACAAAGAUUUUAAAGAAAAUCUCCAGCAUGAAGAAGGCCAGGAUGGCAAAGCUCAUGUAGUGGAACGCCUGAGGGGACAGAAUGACAAGGAACACUGACUGUGGCAUGGUCGUCUCUGGCCACACCGUCUACCCCAAGCACGCCUGCCUGGUCACCAGGGACGACUCAGUGCUGGAGACAAGGUUUCCACCCUUGGAAGAUGAUUAGGUAUCCCUGGCCAGGCCUGACUGUCAGCCCAGGACUUGGGAAGGUGAGGCAGGAAGAUCAAGAGUCCAAGGCCUGCAUGGAAACUGUCUUAACUAAAAAGUAAAGAUGGGCUGCGGCCACAACUCUGUCAUGAGUGCUUUCCCGGGUUGAAGAAAACCACCUCAGCUCUCCAGUGUCCUCUGGCCCAGCCACCCAACUGAGAGGGACAUGUUCUAUGACAAAACCCAAGUCUGUGUGGAGGGGACAAUGUCAGUGUCCAAUAAAAGGCACACACCUUUAA
Messenger RNA from Chionomys nivalis (European snow vole), 2825 nucleotides. RefSeq names its product tectonic family member 1 (gene Tctn1). Lineage: Eukaryota; Metazoa; Chordata; Mammalia; Rodentia; Cricetidae. Gene Ontology annotation, cellular component: MKS complex. Gene Ontology annotation, biological process: protein localization to ciliary transition zone; cilium assembly. The record is from RefSeq and is a predicted model, not a curated record. Bases 26 to 2023 code for a protein of 665 amino acids. The transcript has 15 exons.